Molecule: messenger RNA, 645 nt
Organism: Telopea speciosissima
Lineage: Eukaryota; Viridiplantae; Streptophyta; Magnoliopsida; Proteales; Proteaceae
Product: histone H3.2
Exons: 1
Coding region: 82-492 (136 amino acids)
Cellular component (GO): nucleosome
Molecular function (GO): structural constituent of chromatin; protein heterodimerization activity; DNA binding
Source: RefSeq, a predicted model, not a curated record
UCGGUUUUUCAAGCUCUCUAGUUCUUCUGCAUUGCCUAAGCCAAAGCCUUUCUCUGUAACCCAUUCAAAGCUUUUUUGGAGAUGGCGAGAACCAAGCAAACAGCGAGGAAAUCUACCGGCGGCAAGGCUCCAAGGAAGCAGCUUGCCACUAAAGCCGCUCGGAAAUCUGCUCCGGCUACUGGAGGGGUCAAGAAGCCCCAUAGGUUCAGGCCAGGAACCGUGGCGCUCAGGGAGAUCAGGAAGUACCAGAAGAGUACGGAGCUCUUGAUCCGAAAGCUACCAUUUCAGAGGCUGGUCCGUGAGAUUGCUCAGGACUUCAAGACCGAUCUUAGGUUUCAAAGCAGCGCCGUUUCGGCCUUGCAAGAGGCAGCCGAGGCAUAUCUGGUUGGAUUGUUUGAAGAUACGAAUCUCUGUGCCAUUCAUGCUAAGAGGGUUACCAUCAUGCCCAAGGAUAUUCAAUUGGCUCGAAGGAUCAGAGGGGAGAGGGCUUAGGUCUAGAAUUCAAUGAUCAAAUUGUUCAGUUUCGUUGUUUCAUCUUUAUUUCUAAUCGUAUAGAGAGAAGUGCUUCUUUAGUCCUUGUCUAUUGUUGAUGAUGGAAUCUACUGUAUUAACUCACUGAAAUUAAACAGCGUUUUGUUCGAUAAA